AUGCCAAAAGUCGACCUUGGCAGUGACAAUCUCAAUUGGCGUGCCCUCGUUCUCGUAUCUGUUACUACGUGUGCACUCACGGCCAUAAGUAUCUUUUUAUUACUUGAUAAUCAUUACUUUCACUCGUCUCGUCAAUCUACACGCACAGUGUCCUCAAGUUGUAAAGAUUCGGACAAAGAAGAAGAAAUGUCAGAAGAAGUCAUUUAUCUCAAUAACGCAAAUGCCUGUUUGGAUUAUACGGUUGGAACUGGAGACAAGGACGAGUUUGAUGAUAUCAAGUUUGUAGUCAAGCAGAUUUGUUCUGAUUGGAAACACGCCGAGAACGAUGACAUCUUGGUUAAGAUCGUUGUUGGUGGUAUUACCAACCGCCUUUAUCGUCUCUUGUGGAGAAAUCAGUCGGUGCUUGUGCGUCUGUAUGGUGACCAUACGGAGGAAUUUAUUGAUCGUAGCAUUGAGAAUAUACUCUUUGCUUUGCUGUCAGAGCGCGGAUUUGCCCCCACGUAUUACGGCCGCUUCAAGAACGGCCGCAUCGAAGGCUGGUUGGAUGCAAGGCCACUAGAUCCUGAAGAGAUGGGUCAGAUCAAGCCCGUUAAUUACCUGCAAAUGAUUGGCAAAGAACUGGGCAUUAUGCACGUCAUGGACAUCUCGGAGGACCGUAUGCCUGUGUUGUGGACCAAGAUUGAGCGGUUCGAGAAGCUGGCGAUGGAGCUUGAAUUUGAAGACCCGGACAAGAAUUCGGCGUUGAAGGAACUCGGCUUGGCAGGAUUGCAUCAGAAGUUGCAGUGGCUCAAGUCAGUGCUUCCCUCGAACCAGAAUCGAAACGGCAAAGACCUUUUGGACGCUCUCGACACGGACGAGAUUUCGAAACAGGCUGAGGCUUUUGCGUCUGACGUCGUGUUUUCUCACAACGAUUUGCUGAGCGGCAACAUCCUGCACAACCCAGACUGGGAUCGCGUGCAGAUCAUCGACUACGAAUAUGGCGGCUACAACUACCGCGCGUUUGACUUCGCCAAUCACUUUUGCGAAAACUGCGGUUUUGACCUGGACUUGGCGCUGUACCCGAGCAUUGAGAAGCAGUGUGCUUUCUUCAAGGCUUAUAUGAGCUCGGCAGCGCCUCAAAUGCUGGCCCAACUGGAGACAAACCGUGAGUCCAAGGCAUUCUUCCACGCGUUCUAUGACGUGGUGAACCGCUACGCGCUUGCUUCGCACCUGUUCUGGGGAUACUGGGCUCUCGUCCAAGCAGCUCACUCAAAGAUUGACUUUGAUUUUUUCGAGUACGCAGCAAAACGCUUCAGCGCCUUUGAUGUACACCGCAGCUUCUUUUUCGGAUCGAAGUAG
This is a messenger RNA of Peronospora farinosa, 1338 nucleotides long. Lineage: Eukaryota; Oomycota; Peronosporomycetes; Peronosporales; Peronosporaceae. The record is from the annotation of a GenBank genome assembly.